Molecule: messenger RNA, 2325 nt
Organism: Prorocentrum cordatum
Lineage: Eukaryota; Dinophyceae; Prorocentrales; Prorocentraceae
Source: the annotation of a GenBank genome assembly
AUGGUGCAGGCGCUCGGGAAGGCGAGCGGAUGGACGCUUCAGUCAGGGGUAUCUUCCCAGACAUCUACCAUUCAGCGUCACGGGAAGACGGAGCAGUGGGUUGCGGCCCUGCUUCUUCUCCAGGAGGCAUCUCGCGGGCAUGUGGCAGUGGACCUUGCCGCCUACAACGCAGCCAUCGUCGCAUGCGGGAGAGGCAAGCAGUGGCGACAGGUUUUGUCAUUGAUCUGUAACCACGCGCAGUGGAAAGCGUGUCCAAGCGUCGUGAGCUACAAUGCUGCCACCACCGCUCUCGGGAGAAACGGUGAAUGGCAGCAUGCCUUGCUGAUGCUUGGCGAGAUGCGGCAGUCGGCGCUCGAGCCCAACCUGAUCGUGUGCAGCGCGGCAAUCAGCGCGUGCGCGAAAGGUGGGCGGUGGGAGCGGGCGCUGUCGCUGCUGGGCGACCUGCAGCGCGCGCGGGUGGAGGCAGACGUGAGCUGCAACGCCGCGAUCAGCGCGUGCGGGAACAGCGGGCAGUGGCAGCAGUGCCUGCUGUUGCUCGAAGAGAUGCCGCAGGCGUCGCUGGAGCCCGACGUUGUCAGCCACAAUGCCGCGAUCAGCGGGUGCGAGAAGGGCGAGCAAUGGCCGCUCGCGCUCUCGUUGCUCCGUGAAUUGUGCAGGCGGCGGCUAGAGCCAAGCACGAUCAGCUACAGCGCAGCCAUCAGCGCGUGCGAGAAAGGCGGGCAGUGGCUUCAUGCAAUGUCGCUGCUCGCGGAAUUGGUGCAGGCGAAGCUUCAGCCGAACGUCGUCUGCGUCAGUGCUGCGAUCAGCGCGUGCGAGAAGGGCAAUCAGUGGCGGCAUGCUCUAUCGCUCCUCAGCGAGAUGCGGCAGGCGACGAUCGAGCCCAAUAUAAUCAGUUGCAGUGCCGCGAUUGGCGCGUGCGGAAAAGGCGGCCUCUGGCAGCGCGCGGUAUCGUUGCUCGGUGACCUGAGACAGUGGCGGUUAUCGCCAGACGUCCUCUGUUACACUGCUGUCAUCAGUUCGUGUGAGAAGGGCGGCGAGUGGCAGUGCGCAUUAUCAUAUCUUGGUGAGAUGCGGCAGGCAACGUUGAAGCCAAACGUCGUCACCUACAACGCCGCGAUUAGCGCGUGCGAAAAGGGUGACGAAUGGGAACAAGCACUGUGGUUGCUCAGGGAGCUGUGCUAUGCCAAGCUCGAUGCAGACGUCAUAAGCCAAAGUGCUGCCAUGAGUGCGUGCGGCAAAGGUGGGCAGUGGCAGCAUGCGCUAUCUUUGCUCGGUGAGCUAAAACAGUUUACCCUCCGGCCAAAUAUCAUCAGCUGCACUGCCGCCAUAAGGGCAUGCGCAACAGGCGCGCAGUGGCAGCGGGCACUGUCGUUGCUCAGAGGGUUAUCAGAUAUGGCGCUUCAAUCCGAGCUCUUUUGUUACAGUGCCGCAAUCACUUCUUGUGAGAAGGCUUGGCAGUGGCAGCAGGCGAUGUCUUUGCUCCGCGAAUCGUGGCAGGUGGGUCUUGGGCUUGACGCCGUCGGCUGCAGUGCUGCCAUAAGCGCGUGCGAGAAAGGCGGGCAGUGGCAGCAGGCCCUCUCACUGUUCGGUGAAAUGUGGCAGGCAAGGCUUGAGAUAAGCGAGAUUAGUUAUCAUGCCGCAAUGGUCGCAUGCCAGAAGGGCGGCAAGUGGGAGCAUGCCUUGUCAUUGUUCAUGAAGCAGCGGCAGGAAGGGUCUGAGCAGGGUUGCCCAAGCUACCUUGCCGCGAUUCGCGCCUGCAACAAAGCUGCUGGGAAGUGGCAGGAGGCGUUGUCCUUAUCUCACGAGAUGCUGCGGGCAACUUUAGAGUUGGGCAUUGUCAUGUACAAUGCUGCAAUCUAUGGCUGCCGUUGGGGUGGCCAGUGGCAGCAGGCGCUUUGGUUUCUCAGUGACUCUUGGCGGAGGGAGAUGGAGCUGAACGUCGUCAGCUCGGGUGCAGCAAUCAGCGCGUGUCACGCUGGGGGGGCUUGGCAGCAUGCCUGCUCACUACUUCGCGAGGUGCAGCGCAAGACGCUAGAGCUGGACGUCGGUUGUUACAUCAGUGCGAUCCAAGCGUGCGAGAAUAGUGCGCGGUGGCGGCAUGCACUCUUACUGCUCGGUGAGGUGUGGCACGCAGCGCUGGAGCUAGACAAGACCAGCUCGGCUAUCCUUCUCAGCUCUUGCGUCAGAGGCCUGGAGCACAAACGGGCACUGGUGAUGCUAAGAGAGCUGUCCACAACAUAUCCAUGGCCUGCGCAGCGCUGCCAUACAGUAGCGGCGGGCAACGUCGUUGUGCAGCCGGUAUUGUCGAGCAGCUCUAAAACCUGA